AAUGGUGUGGGUGGAGCCUUCUUCGGUGGAAUAGCGGCGUGCGUGGCUGUCACAUUGACGGCACCGAUCACGGUGGAGUUGAAAACGAAGGCCCCUGGUGCUCGAACCUUCUUGCAGGUGGUGCGUGCACGCUUUGGCACUCCUGUCCACUGCCUCUUUUUGGCCUGUGCCCUUCUUGUCAACCUCGGAAUGAGUUUCGAGAUCUGCUCAAGUUGGGGGACUAGCAGUUAUCUGGUGUGGGGCUCAAGCUUUAAUGGUGAAAAGAUUAUAUCGCUGCAAUUGGAUCCUGUGGCUGGUUUACUUUAG
Molecule: messenger RNA, 306 nt
Organism: Hydatigera taeniaeformis
Lineage: Eukaryota; Metazoa; Platyhelminthes; Cestoda; Cyclophyllidea; Taeniidae
Source: the annotation of a GenBank genome assembly